This is a messenger RNA of Synchiropus splendidus (mandarinfish), 2247 nucleotides long. It is a transcript of the gene trim110, whose product is annotated as tripartite motif containing 110. Bases 145 to 1671 code for a protein of 508 amino acids. The transcript is spliced from 8 exons. Gene Ontology annotation, molecular function: zinc ion binding; protein binding. Lineage: Eukaryota; Metazoa; Chordata; Actinopteri; Syngnathiformes; Callionymidae. The record is from RefSeq and is a predicted model, not a curated record.
GCCAUGGUUAAAGAAGACGGCAGGAUUUUGAAUCAGUGGGGAUUAGCCUCCACUGACCACACAGAACGCUCACGGAUGUUCACGCCACACAAACACAAAUAUUUACAGGGUCCAGGAAAGUGACGCUGACUCUGCCCCUCAAAGAUGAACUUGGAGAUAGAGAUGACCUGCUCUGUGUGCAGAGACACUUUCAGUCACGCCCACCCGCUGCCUUGUGGUCACAGCGUCUGUCCAGUGUGCAUACGUGAGGCCUUGAGCAGCCAGGAUGAGGCCAAAGGUCGCUUUGUCUGCCCUCAAUGUCAAGAGGAUCAAGGACAAGUUCUGUGUGACUGCUGCCCCCAAGAGGAGGGAGAGGAGUCCACCCACUUGGCAGUAAAGACUUGCCUCAAGUGUGAAGUUUCACUAUGUGCCGAACAUCUCCGACAUCAUCUGGAGAGACCAGCGUUCAGCAGCCAUUUGUUAGUGGAUCCUCUCGGGGACGUCUCACAGCGACGGUGUCCCACACACACUGAGGUGUUCCGCUACUACUGUGCCGACGAGAGGAUGUAUGUGUGCGGAGACUGCCUGCUGGAGGGAGCUCACGUGGAGCACAAAGUGAAGGGUCUGAGGCAGGUGGAGGAGGACCUGAAGCUCAUUCUCCAGACGCUGCACACCAAGGCAGAAGAGAAGAUCAAGCAUGGAGAGCAGAUCCUCAAAGACCACGAGAACAUCGACUCCACCAUGGCUGAGUGUCUGAAGGAGGAAAGCACCCAGGUUCAGCGACUUGGUUCAGACCUGCAGCUUCAGGUCAAGAAACUAAUGGAGGUGCUAAUGGAGAUCACAAAAAGGGAGAGGCAGCAAGUCAUCGAUCGGGUACAUGAAGACUGCUCCAAGGUGAAGGAUGACAUGAGUCAGACAAUGCGUAUUCAGAAAUAUCUGGCCUCGCUGAUGAGGGAGACUGACCCCUUCUUGCUGAUCUGGGCCUUUCAGUCCGAUGACACAAAGUUACUAGCUGACCUCAACUGUCCAGCAUUCACCCCUGACCCAGUGAGCCUGGACAGGAAACACAUCUUAGAGGACAUCGAGAGCAAAUAUCGAGAGUUCAUCACGGCCACCCUCCGCUGUCUCAGCGACCUCAAGAGGGAGCUCUUAAGCAGUCCUUUGACGCUGGACACCAACACAGCCCACCCUCUGCUGAGCAUCUCAGAUGACCUGCGCUUGGUGACACGAGUCAAAAACCGACUGCCCUGCGCUGACCACCCGGAGCGCUUCGACCACUGGCCUCAGGUUCUUACGAUGCAGAGCUUUGCCGGCGGGACUCACUACUGGGAACUGGAAGCUGAGGGAUUCUGGGAUAUCGGCAUCUGCUACAGGAGCGUCGGACGGAAGGGGAAGGAGGGCAACGCCUUUGGGAAUAACAAAGUAUCAUGGAGUCUGACACAACAGCACGACAGGAAGUUGGCUGCAUGGCACAACCGCAGGAAGACCCGGCUCACCUACCAGAUGAACGGCAACCGCAUCGCGGUGGCGCUGGACUACAGCGGCGGGACCAUCACCUUCUCUGAGGUGGGACCGUCCGGCAGCCUGACCCACAUCCACACCUUCUCCACCACCUUCUCACAGCCCGUGGUCUUGGGCUUCGGACUGUACAAGGCUGAACUAAACAGUCACAUCGCCAUUGUUAAAGUCUGAGUCGAUCAGAGGAAGCAAGGACCGAGACUGAAAAAGUGCUGACUCCCCGGCGCUGGACGAUAUUUCAUGGAAUUAAAAAAUAGACCCUUACAUUAUUCACAGUUGUUGGCAGCUCCUAUUUUAUAUUAUAAGAUGAAGAUCAUAGUUGUGUGUAUACAGUAUGACAUGAAAUCCAAUGAUGCUGUGUUAUGUGCGUCUGAUGCAGCUUGUCUGUACCAGUAGAAAACCUUAGUAUAAGUAUAUUUACUGGAGUACACAAGUACAUUGAUUUAUGUGAAAGCUGGCCUUGAAUAACAACUGUACAUCUGAUGUGCCACCUAAAGCAGAUCUGUAUAGAAGAAAUAAAAAAAAAACUUCAUGUGAAUAGACUUGUUCCUACAGCAAGGCCGCCAUCACUCACGCAAGAAGGAAGUCAGGAAAUGUACAUUUUCUCUCCAUGAUGCUGGUCUUUUGUGAGUAUGUCUGAAGGCUUGGGGACCAAAUCCUGUCACUUUCAGUGAAAAAGGGCAACUUUUGGGUCGAGUGGGGACAACAAAGGCAGUGACAUCACUCUUUUCAGAAAGUUGUAGCUCUCUC